AAGCUGGCGUGCGUGCGUGACGUCGCGUGAGGUAGCUCCGGUCAGGGUCGCCUCGGCGUUUUUUUUCUCCCCGCCCCGCAGUCAUGGCGGCGGAGCAGGAGGCCUUGAAGGGCGGCGGCGGCAACAGUGGCAACAGCGGCCGCAACCGGGGAGGCGUCCAGCGCGUUGAGGGGAAACUCCGCGCCAGCGUGGAGAAGGGAGACUACUACGAGGCUCACCAGAUGUACCGGACUCUGUUCUUCAGGUACAUGUCGCAGGGCAAACAUGCGGAAGCCAGAGAGCUCAUGUAUUCGGGGGCUCUGCUCUUCUUCAGUCAUAAUCAGCAAAACAGCGCAGCUGAUCUCUCCAUGCUUGUUCUGGAAUCCUUAGAGAAAUCAGACGCGAAAGUGACCGAUGAGCUGUUAGAGAACCUGGCAAAAAUGUUCAGCCUGAUGGAUCAAAACUCGCCCGAAAGAGUCGCGUUUGUGUCCAGAGCCCUGAAAUGGUCCAGCGGUGGAUCAGGGAAGCUGGGACAUCCAAAACUACACCAGCUGUUGGCUAUCACAUUAUGGAAAGAGCAGAACUAUUGUGAAUCUCGCUAUCACUUCCUGCACUCCACAGACGGGGAAGGCUGCGCAAAUAUGUUGGUAGAAUAUUCCUCGGCCAAGGGAUAUCGCAGUGAAGUGGACAUGUUUGUGGCGCAAGCUGUGUUACAAUUCCUCUGCUUGAAAAACAAAACUAGCGCCUUGGUGGUUUUCACGACGUACACAGAGAAGCAUCCUUCCAUAGAAAGUGGGCCUCCCUUCGUACAGCCCUUGCUUAACUUCAUCUGGUUUCUGCUGCUGGCGGUUGACGGAGGAAAACUGACCGUAUUUACAGUAUUAUGCGAACAAUAUCAGCCUUCGCUGAAACGGGACCCCAUGUAUAAUGAAUACCUAGACAGAAUAGGACAGCUCUUCUUCGGUGUCCCCCCAAAACAAACGUCAUCCUACGGAGGACUAUUAGGCAAUCUUUUAAACAGCCUCAUGGUAGCCGGGGAAGAGGAGGAAACAGAAGAGCAGCAGGAAAACAGCAGCCCCAUCGAGCUGGAUUGAGCUCCUCCUGAAUCCCUUGGAAUCCCACCAUGUGCUCACCUGAGACUCCCACCACGACGAUGACAAAAACAAAAAACAAAAAAAAAGACAUUGGGAACGAAUCCUGCAGUCGUUCUUCGACAGGUUCAAGGGGGCCCCUUCUGUUAUGUUUAAAAGAAGAAGGUUUGCUGAGAUGUUCAUAAUGUUUUGGUCUAUAUUAUUUAUGUUUAAAAAAAA
Molecule: messenger RNA, 1289 nt
Organism: Notechis scutatus (mainland tiger snake)
Lineage: Eukaryota; Metazoa; Chordata; Lepidosauria; Squamata; Elapidae
Source: RefSeq, a predicted model, not a curated record